UUACAGAUUGCAUAAAUUCGAAAAAUAUUUUUUUCUUAAAUUUUCAAAAAACUUGUUCAAACUUUUUGGGUACUCUCGUCCCCAAAAAGUCUACAGGUCAAAUGUAAGGUUAUCCCGCCAAGGCCCGCCAUUUGUUUUUGACACCAACCUUGUAACAAAAUUCCAAGCGGGAGCGACAUUUUUUCCAAUAUGGCCGAUAAUUUUGACAUUUGGCAGGGCAGGAGAUUGUUUUCAGGGAAGUUUUACCUAUUCUUCUUGAUUUUGGUGAAUUCUGAUUGUCCAGGAAGUAUCUUUUAUGCUUUUGAGAAAGUUUAAUGUGUCUGCAAUGACAUCGUGUUGAGAGAAAUGUGUGUUAAAGUGUUAUUGUGUGAAAUAUUUUGAGGAAUCUGUUUGCAAGCAGGAGCUGGGUGUCUUUUUUAGCACUUCCUGGACAUCCCACAAGAAACUGGUCAAUAAUUCACCUUGUUUUAGUGAUUAUUUAAAAGUGCUAUAGUGUCCUUGGUAAUAGUCUUAUAAACAUCUCUUGAAAGUUUGAACGUUUGAACUCAUUUUGACUCUUCGUUUUUUGUUGCUACAGUAGAGUCUCGCUAUAGGCCAUCGCUCUAUAGUCCACAAUUUAUCGACCGUUGAUUUCAAAACACUGAUUUUAAGUUAGGUUAUGUUUUUUAGUAUGCGACAUGCAUAAUUAUUUUAAUAUUUUUGGCAAACUUUAUUAAGUAGUUGUGAUAAUUGUGAUCCACAAUCAAGAGAGCAAGGAUAAGUACCACAAUCGCAAAGAAAGUGGAAGUCGUCGAGCACUUUCAAUACUAAAAAUCGUUGAUAAUUUUAAAAAAUUACAUGGACUAUAGUGCGACCCAAGUGUCAAAUUUGAAACCAAAUAUGGACUAUAGCGAGACACUACUGUAUUCCCAGUUUUGUGUGAUAGGUCAGAGAAAAAGCAACAAAAAAUAUUUAUGCAAAAAAACUCAUUUCCAAUUUCCAUAAAAAUACCGAUUUAAAGUUAUCUGAGUAAAAUAAAUUUAUUUUUUACUGAAAGGUUAUGUCAUUCUACUUUGUAUAUUUUAUUUAAAAAAUUUGAAAAAACUAAAAAUGUGAAUUUUAGAAGCAAAAAGAGUUUCAAAAAAAUUUAUAUUUUCUCACCUAGCGCCUAAACUAAAAAAAGAUAAUGAAGAAUGGAUGGUUUUUCGACUUUAUUGGAUCAUAAUUAUCCUAGAAAACAUUGUUUUAGAACUUUUUUUUCGAAUAUUAAAAAAAACACUGUUAGAGGGUUAAGUUAAGAAGGUUCAUGAAGGCUAUCUACAUAUAAUAAAAAUUUCAAGCCUCAGUCUCUUUUAUUUUAGAAAACAGUGAAUACUGAAAUCUUCGUUUUGACACAUUUUGCCCCAGUCUCCCCUACCCGAGGAAAUGCAUAUAACUCGGCUCACCUCGGCUCUCAUCUCAAGAAUUUCAGUUAAUUUUUGAAUAGCCCUACAUUACAUAUACCUUACAAACGUAAUGCAUUUCACACAGCUAAUGGCAAGACAAAUUUACUUGCAUGCAAUUGAUACCGUCGAAUUUUUUUCAGUGUGCAAAAUCAAAACAAACUUUUUUUGAGGCUCUCCCUCAAAAACAAAUAAAAUGGAUAUUAAAAAUAUAAAGAAGGAAGUUGAGGACGUGGGAUUGGAUUUAGGAAUAGUUAAAGAAGAGUUUUCAGUUGAUGAGGAGGAGCAGAAAUUCAAUUGUGUAUACAAUGUUGUUGCAGAUCCUGGGUGUCCUGGAAUGCCCGGAAUCGUUAAGUUUGAGGUAACAGAGAUUGAACAGACUGAAAGGAUUGAAGUGAAGAAGGAAAUUUUGGAUGUGGAAGAGGAGGGAGUCCCUGUCUGUGAUAAUGCAAUUCCGGAAAGUCCUCAACUGACCUUUUCCAUUCCUUGUCCGUUAAAUCCUCCCUUGAUACCUCCGCCCAUUGAGAAAAAGUACCAAUGUGUGGAGUGUUUCAAGGCGUUUUCAGCCAGGAAAGGGCUGAACCGUCACAGGAAGAUCCAUGUGGAAUCAUGUCUGUUUCCGUGUCCGGUUUGCCACAAACCCUUUAAGACUCCGAGUUACCUGAGGAACCACAUGGCCAUCCAUGGGGAGAAGAGGCACAAGUGUGAUCUCUGUGAGAAGAAAUUCACAGAUAAAUCUCAUCUGCAUCGGCAUGUCCGGCAGAUUCAUGAGAAGAAGCCGCGAAUCCGGCAGUUUUACAACUGCCCAGACUGUGGGAAGGUCAUGAGGGACAAAUGUAGAUACACUCAGCACGUGAAGGUGCAUCAGGAGAAGAUAAUUGCCUGCCCACAUUGUCCCCGGAAAUUCAAGUAUCAGCACAAUCUGGACAAACAUUUAGCCAUUCACAGCGCCGACAAACCCUUCCAGUGCACAAGAUGCGCCAGAACUUUCAAGAUAAAAGCCGUUCUAGUCAGUCACAUGAGGAUCCACGAGAGAGGCUUGAAGCCACUCUCCUGUGAGAUCUGCAAUGAGACCUUCCCGUGGAAGAAUGCCCUGAGGAAACACAUGCGAGAACACUGUGAAGAGCGAGAACCUACGCCCUGCCCGCAUUGCUUCAAAAUCGUACGGAGAAAAUCCCUGCACAAUCAUAUCCUGAAGCGGCACAAGGAUCUCUGCCUGAUAGACACGAAUUACAUCCCCGCCGUAGACAUAAAACAGGAAAAAGACUAAUUAGAGAGGCUUAGAGAAGCUAAAAUUUUACAUUUUAUUUAUUUGGGGUGUUCUUUUAAAUAAACAAUUCCCGGAAAGACUUUUUCAAUUCCCGGAAUCUGACUCGAUAAAAACAUAACCUAAAAAAUCUCGUACAAAAAAGACAAGAAAACCAAGAGAAAUCUUCAAUCAGUACCAAAAUACUUUUGUCCAAAGUGAUUGGGGGCCACGGGAUGGAGCUCUGAGGUGAGAAUCUUCAUUUCCGGAAAGGCAGAAACAAUUGUCUUAGCAGCCAUUGGAGUGCAAAAGAGAUUGGACAAUAUGAUGCAUCCCUCGGGAACUCCAUGCUCUUUGAGCACAUUGACCGCCUGGAUGACUGUAUUCCCUGUGGACAUGAUGGGAUACAUGAGCAGAACCUGUCGCCGGGAGAUAUCUUCCGGGAAUCGAGCAUAAACCACCCGGGCGACAUGCGUUUCCGCAUCAGACUCCACCAGAAUCUUUCCAAUGCGAAUAGAACGACAGCAAUCCCUCAGACCCUGUUCCAUAGCCUCCCCGGAUCGCACAAUUGACACCCCACAGUUCCCGGAACGAUAUUUCAGCCCAUCGUAGCUGGCUCCCGUGGGCGUUAAGACAGUUAUUGGAGAGUAAGGAAGCUGAUUGAGACUCUCCUCAAUCACCAGCCGAAUCAAUCGAUCAGCGUAGAACUUAAAAUCACUCCUUGUGGUGUUCCUGCACAAAAAGAAAUCCCCCAUGAAAAUCCUUUCCGGAUCCUCCCACGUGCCAUAACCUCACUUAUCCCUGAGAAUUGUUUGCAACUCCUUGAUUUGGUCAUUCUUGGGAAUGACCUUAAGAUUUGGACCAUAAUCACACGGUGGGGGUACCAAGACAUCACCUCCGCUGCCCAUUUCAC
This is a messenger RNA of Phlebotomus papatasi, 3580 nucleotides long. Its product is annotated as gastrula zinc finger protein XlCGF64.1-like. Gene Ontology annotation, biological process: regulation of DNA-templated transcription. Gene Ontology annotation, molecular function: RNA polymerase II cis-regulatory region sequence-specific DNA binding; DNA-binding transcription factor activity, RNA polymerase II-specific. The transcript is spliced from 2 exons. The coding region runs from base 1618 to 2691 and encodes 357 amino acids. NCBI's taxonomy places the organism in Eukaryota, Metazoa, Arthropoda, Insecta, Diptera, Psychodidae. The record is from RefSeq and is a predicted model, not a curated record.